Molecule: messenger RNA, 1269 nt
Organism: Penicillium subrubescens
Lineage: Eukaryota; Fungi; Ascomycota; Eurotiomycetes; Eurotiales; Aspergillaceae
Product: methyltransferase-like protein
Exons: 3
Coding region: 1-1269 (422 amino acids)
Molecular function (GO): S-adenosylmethionine-dependent methyltransferase activity
Source: RefSeq, a predicted model, not a curated record
AUGCAUAUCUCGACCUACCUCUCCCGCUCCCUUUAUAUACUCCUUUGCGUUGCCGUACCCCUUUACCUCGGGAUCCGUGGCUCCGACUCGUCAUUCGGCACUGAUUUUCUCUUCUCUUCCCUUUCUGAGCGCGCCAAAGCUCUUCACGUCGCUCUCACCUCCCCGCUUGCCGCCCAUUCAGCACCAAACCACGAAGCACCCUUCCAAGCUUCCGUUGAGCCCGAGAACCCCGUGCGUGCGCCCGGAGAGGGGAGAGGGAAACGAUACCCCUCCGUUCUGGCUGGACUGGCGCACUGCAUCAACUCCUUCGAGCAGUAUCCGUUUCUUGCCGAGCAAGUACUCCAGCGAAAGUAUGCGCGAUAUUCCAAGCAGACGCCCGCGCAGAUGGCGAUAAGCAAGAAGCUCGGCUAUCCUGCACACUUCGAGAAGGCCAGGGGAGGAAUCGAAGCGAACGCACAGUUCUCGGAAAAGAUUGCGCAGAUUGCGAGGGAGAAAUAUGACAUCGGCCCGCUAUCGCUAAAUGACAAUGAAGACGCGGAAUUUGGCGUUAUAGACUCGGCGUUUUCGCUUCUUUCGCGAGACUGGAGCACGCAAGGCGCGAAGGAGAGACAGGCCGUGUUUCCGCCUAUUCUAUCUGCGCUUGGGCAACAUUUCGGCGGAACCGGGGGAGGGAGCAAGGUCCUUGUACCCGGAAGCGGUAUGGGCAGGCUGGCGAGCGAUCUCGCAGAUAUCGGGUACAACGUGACGGCAAACGAGCUAGACUACGGCUCCAUCCUGGCCUACCACCUACUAACAAGCCAUACGAGCUCGCUCCAUCAGCACACCUUCCAGCCUUUUGUCACUAAAUGGACCCAUCAGGCCGACCCCUCCUCGCGCUACUCUGCCAUAACGGUGCCGGACCACUGGCCAAACAAGACCGUCAAGCUUGUCGAGGGUGACUUCUUAGAGAUGUUUCCCAGUGACGGUGAGUUUGAUGCGGUCGUCACGCUCUUCUUCAUCGACAUAUCUAAGAGCGUGAUUGACUUCCUGAGCAACAUACAUCGGCUGCUGAAACCCGGUGGGAUUUGGAUUAACUUAGGGCCACUGAAAUGGGGCACCCAUACCGCUCUCCAGCUCUCCGCGGAAGAAGUGCUCCAGCUGGCAGAUCUGCUCGGAUUCGACGUGGACCAUACGUCAAGGAAAAGUAUCGACAGCUUGUACGUCGAGCAGCCGGAGACGUUGCUGAAGUUUACUUAUGGUGAGUGCCUGCUGUUUCCUUGUGAGGAGUAA